Molecule: messenger RNA, 753 nt
Organism: Symbiodinium natans
Lineage: Eukaryota; Dinophyceae; Suessiales; Symbiodiniaceae
Source: the annotation of a GenBank genome assembly
AUGACGAGUGCUGUAGCCAUUGUGUUCGUUUCAAUUGACCCCAGUUUGAUUGUUCUGGAUGUGCUAGGUGCCUUCCACGCCAAAGGUGACGUGGCGUUGAUUGGCUCCAGACUCACAGUUCGCAACGCUUCAACCGGCCGCAUGCUGCCGAUGCUGAGGCUUGAGUCUGUUUUGCGAGUGCUACCAUGUGCUGCCACCGUGGCGCUGUUGGUGUGCAGGCAAAUGAGAGAGAAUGGCACUUUCCUUUCCCACAAGCACUGGCCGCGGCGUCUCGGCAAAUUUCUUCCCCUUGAGGUCCCCUCAAAGACUCCCAGACCGAGACAGAACUGUGUUGCUCUUCAGCACAGCCUGACUGUGGAGCGUUGCCUUGCCCAGGGUGACUAUGGGCGGCUGCGCAUUUGUGAAAGGAAGAUUUCAACUGCAUCAGGCAAGCAUCCCUCAAAGCUUGCAAGCAGACUGUGGCUACAUCCUGAGAGGCUUCUGCGGUUUUUGAGGACUGCCACGCGGAUCUGGGAGGCUUCCCGUCUCCCUCAUGCCGCAAAGAAUUGUCAUUCUGAACAUCUGGUUGUUGCUGCUCGAAUUGCCAGGUGGACGGCAUGUCAGCAUGAAAUAGCCGGUAGAAUGGUCGAUGAUUGUUUGCAGACGUUCGUUCCGUGCAUUUUUGACUACCUGACAUCUCGAUUUCUUCUCUUGUCCUCUUCUAUCUUCUUGUCUCGGCUCCUAAGACCUGACUUUGUAGUUUCCCGGACUUAA